GAUGGUAGCCACAUUCAUCCUCUUGUGAAGCUUUCGGGAAAGCAUCUUUAAACACAUUCUGUCCUGCGGAGAAGGAGACAUCCUUUCGUCUCGUUGGUCACAGACCUACAUCGAAACACUGCUUGCCUUGUACGCAAGACACAUUUCACUGGCUCGAGCUGUCUGAUAGAUAAUCGUGCAACUUCCAAGCCUCAGGAACAGACGAGAGACGCGAUGAAAACUUGAUGAUGAAACUGCAUAGGCUGUAUGCGUAAUUAGAGCUUCUGUCGGGAAAGCGUUUGGCCGCGUCUUGGCGCGCGAAAACUGUCACUUUUGCACGUUCCCGUCGCUAGACACCAACAUGAGGACCUCCGCCAAUUCACACGCAUCAACAUCAAAUUAAAUUGCCUUGUCAAGUGUGACCAUGCGUCUCGAAACACUUAAGACGUUCUCGUCCAUGGGCGUACUUUACGCCCUCACAGCCUACGCCUUUCCCAUGAACGCGCAUGUCGGCUUCAACUAUAAGAGAGGUGUUAUUGGUGUCAUUGGCUUCAUGAUCGUCGAAGGCGUUUCUCACGUGCGCGAACUUCUAAGGCUUUGGGACACUGAUCCUACCGAAUACGCGCAGUCCACACCUGACCAACUUUAUCACACUCUGCAACUCAUCACUGGAACGGCAUUAUUUGGAGUACUUUUCGGAAUUGCAGAAGGCUCUCGUAUCCUCAGACGUGUAUACAAUCUGACGACCCUACCAUUCUUCUCGACUGUGACUAUAUAAUAUCCCGAGCCUCGGAUGGUCGCCUUUCCAGCCAAGCAUGAUUAGCAAUUCUGCAAGAUCAUAUUUUGCCUCGCACACAUUGGCAGACUACGCUUAAGUCUAGCUUGAGAAGAAAUUUGGCCGACGAUUUCACCAUCUAGACACACCAGUCCGUAUAGCGAAUCAUCACAACGAAUGCUC
This is a messenger RNA of Aureobasidium subglaciale EXF-2481, 937 nucleotides long. RefSeq lists its product as uncharacterized. The record is from RefSeq and is a predicted model, not a curated record. The transcript has a single exon. The coding region runs from base 404 to 757 and encodes 117 amino acids. Lineage: Eukaryota; Fungi; Ascomycota; Dothideomycetes; Dothideales; Saccotheciaceae.